Canariomyces notabilis is the source of this 3561-nucleotide messenger RNA. Its product is annotated as DUF726-domain-containing protein. The record is from RefSeq and is a predicted model, not a curated record. The transcript has 2 exons. The coding region runs from base 1 to 3561 and encodes 1186 amino acids. Lineage: Eukaryota; Fungi; Ascomycota; Sordariomycetes; Sordariales; Chaetomiaceae.
AUGCCGGCAGUUGACGGGCCUUCUGCUGGCAAUGACCAGAGCGGCCCGUCCAAGACAGCAACGGAAGAUGGACCGCCGCAACCCGCCCAGAAUCAGAUGUCCGCUGCGACGCCCAAGCCAGAACCCAAACCCGCCAGUUCUGCGACUGUUGAGCUCGACGACUUUGGCCUACCCAUAAGGAAAUAUUCGACUCCGGUUGAGACAGAGCAGGGAACCUCAAAUGCUGAAGCCGCAGCCAACACGUCGAACGAGAAUCACCAAGUGCACGGGGCGACCGCGAAGGCCGGACCACAAGAUGGCGCAGAAUCGACCAGCGAGAAGGAUUUUAGGGAUGCCGAGACCGCCGCCGCAAACAAAUCCAGGACGACUGCACAGGCCGAGGAACGGCCGUCGGACGUCAGAUCAGAAGAUGCCCAGCUGCGGAGCAAGCGAGGGUCGGCCGACGUGUCGACCAAGGUUGCGGACCAGGCGGUAUCUGAGGCUAGUAAACCUCAACGACCGGCUAGCGGGGUGAAGCACGAUGCGAGCGUCGCCGACGGGCCAGGAGCCGCCGCGAAAGUCGCCAUGUCCGCGUACUCGCACCAGCAACUCACUUCCCAAGAACCCGAGAAGCAGGAAGAAGAUGACGGGGAGUGGCAGGUGAUGCCCGCCUACGCGCCCUACGACAUAUAUGACGACAACAACAGACUGAUCGCCAAAGAAUACAACGAAGCCGACGAUGAGACGUACGGGUAUGCGGGGCUCGGGGGCGCUGGGAAAGGCUAUACGAAAGUGCUACUGGAUGACGACGCCGAGUCGGCGACCAGCAUGGAUGAAAAUACCCAGUAUUUGUUCAAAGACGCGGGCGGAACGAGCAUGACGGAAGACGACGAGAAUCAGCGGGAUGCCGUGAGCCAGCUUCAGGCCACCAAGGAACUCUUGACGGAGGGUCAGAGAAUCGCUUAUGUUGGACUCACAAGAUUAGAGCUCUCAGCCAUGCUGAGCGAGCUCGAAUCUGUGUCUACGAAGGCUACCUCGUCCAGGUUCAAGAAGCAAACAGCACUUGCAGCCGAGAACAUGAAGAUGUGGAGCCAAAAGAUGAUGAUCAGGCUCUAUACCCAUAUGGACAUAAGCCCGGACGAGCAAGUCAUGAUUGAGCAGUUGAGCGCGCACGGUGUCAUGCCGCAGGAUCUGACUCCCGUGUUGAUGGCAAACGCGCGCGUGCGAAACCCCAUGGCCGCCGAAUCGGAACCGAGAACGUCCCUCUCGAACUCAACCUCGUCGCGGCCGAGCUCGGUUGUGAAUGCUCAGGCCGAGCAGGUCGCCGAGCCGCCGCCGCCCUACUCCGCGGACGACGACACGGAGCUCACAACCCCCGUCAAGAUGCCGUCGCAGAUGCCAACCACGCAAAAGAUCGACAUUGACAUACGUUGGACCGUGCUAUGUGACCUCUUCUUGGUGCUCAUCGCCGACUCCAUCUACGAUGCAAGGUCUCGAGUUCUACUGGAGAGGGUCGCCAAGGACCUCGAGAUAUCCUGGAUCGACAUCUGCCGCUUUGAAAAGAAGGUAACGGACGCGCUCGAGAUGCAGCAGAACGCCGAGAGGGAGAAUUGGAACGAAGAGGAACACAUGGAGAACCGCCGCAAGCUCGCCCUCAAGCGGCGCUACGUAAUGAUGGGACUUGCCACGGUUGGUGGCGGCCUGGUCAUCGGCUUAUCCGCGGGUUUGCUUGCGCCUGUCAUCGGCGCUGGCCUAGCAGCAGGCUUCGCAACGAUCGGUGUUGGCGGCACCAGCGGUUUCCUCGCUGGUGCAGGGGGUGCCGCCAUCAUCACGUCCAGCGCAGCAGCGUCAGGCAGUAUCAUCGGUGUCAGGGCUGCCAACAGGAGGACAGGGGCCGUCAAGACGUUCGAGUACCGGCCACUGCACAACAACAAGCGGGUGAACCUGAUUGUUACCAUCUCCGGGUGGAUGAUAGGCAAGGUGGAUGAUGUCCGGCUGCCCUUCAGCACGCUGGACCCGGUCAUGGGCGACCUUUAUUCAGUGCUGUGGGAGCCCGAAAUGCUGACCAGCAUGGGUGAUACCAUCAACAUCCUUGCCACUGAGGCUCUCACCCAAGGCCUCCAACAGCUCCUAGGUAGCACAAUCCUUGUGUCCCUUAUGGCGGCCCUUCAGUUACCCGUUGUUCUUACCAAACUUGCGUAUCUGAUCGACAACCCCUGGGCUGUCUCCCUUGACCGUGCUACCAUGGCCGGUUUGAUCCUGGCUGAUUCACUCAUCGAUCGUAACCUGGGCACACGUCCCAUUACCCUCGUGGGCUACUCUCUUGGCAGCCGUGUCAUUUUCUCCUGCCUCCAGGAGCUCGCCAAGAAGGGUGCCUUCGGUUUGGUGCAGAACGUCUAUCUCUUUGGCAGCCCCGUCGUUGUCAAGACGGAUGAGUACUUGCGCGCCCGCGCCGUCGUAUCUGGCCGCUUUGUCAACGGCUACAACCGCAACGACUGGAUUUUGGGCUAUCUGUUCCGCUUGACAAACGGCGGGAUCAGGCGCGUCGCCGGUCUGGCCGCUAUCGAGGGCGUACCCGGGGUAGAGAACAUGGAUGUGACGGGGAUUGUGACAGGACACAUGGACUACCGGACGGCAAUGCCUCGCCUUUUGCGCGAAUGCGGCUGGCUGGUUGAAAGCGAUGAGUUUACAGAGAUCGAAGACCCGGACCCCGAAAACCACAAGGAAAGGCAGCGUGAACUAAUUAACGAGAUUGAGGAAGCAAGGAGAGAGCUAGCGAAAGAAGGAAAGGGGAAGAAGGGUGGCUUCAGCUUCUUUGGGAGGAAGAAGGCGACAGAGAAGGCCGAAUGGGAGGUCUAUGAGGAGACUGGCAAGGACGCCAAGGAUGGUAAGACGGAGGAUAAGGAGGGCAACAACCACGGCGUGCUAUUCGAUGUUGAUGCCAUCCGUGCGGAGCUUGCCAAGGAAAGUCGGAACAAGGACGGCAACAUCGACGAAGAGCUGCUUCAGGUCAGAGAGAUCAAGAGCACUCUCCCACCGAUCAAGCUCGAAUUGAACUCCAGCAGUACCACUACCAGCCCCGGCCCGCCUCCGCGGGCCAGAACAUCGCGCAAUAGUCUGCGUGAGAGCAGGAGCCCCGAUCUCGCCCCGCCGCGGUCUUCGAACGAAGGGCGAUUGUCCUACGAAUACCGCCAACAAUCCCGCAACCCUUCAAUGUCCUCCCGAGCGCGUUCGCCCACAUUCCCCGCCAGCAAGGCGGAAAGCAGCCCGGCGUACCAUACUUCCACUUCAUACGCCUUGGCGUAUGGUGGUGGCGAUGGGAUAGCGGAGGACGACGGCCAGAUCCAAAUGAUUUUUGACACUGGGUUUGACGACGACAAAGACGUCAGACCACCCAUGCCCUCGUCAUCCUCGACAACGACAGCUCCGGGCUCUGCUGCGAGACCAGAGUUGAUCAAGUCGGCACAGACCAUGCCGAACCUCACCCUAGCGGACCCCUGGGCCGACACCCGGGGUAACUAUGACUAUGACGACGACGACGAUUUUGGCAAAGAGAAGGAGAUCUCAAUGACGUUUGCUUAG